Messenger RNA from Fonsecaea erecta, 4560 nucleotides. RefSeq lists its product as hypothetical. Gene Ontology annotation, cellular component: chromatin; Sin3-type complex. NCBI's taxonomy places the organism in Eukaryota, Fungi, Ascomycota, Eurotiomycetes, Chaetothyriales, Herpotrichiellaceae. Gene Ontology annotation, molecular function: transcription corepressor activity. The record is from RefSeq and is a predicted model, not a curated record. Bases 1 to 4560 code for a protein of 1519 amino acids. Gene Ontology annotation, biological process: negative regulation of transcription by RNA polymerase II. The transcript has 5 exons.
AUGAAUCAGAAUCCUGGAGACCAUUGGCGCGGGCCCGGAGGUCCUCCCCAGGGUGAGGCUCAACCGCAAGGAAGACCGUUUGCCAGCUUCGGGCCUAAUGGGCCGGCGCAACCUCCUCCGCAUGUCCUACCGCCGCCGCCCUCGUCUUAUCAUCAACACCAUUCGCAGCCUUCUGGAAGUCACAGCCUGUCCAUCGCAGAUUUGACUCAAGGUCCUCCAAGUCACCAGCAACAUCAAUAUAAUACUCAGCCUCCACCUCCCCAGGCUCAAGGUCACCCUAUCGGGGGGCCUAUGGGACAUAACAUGCCACAGCACUCACCUCCGUACCUCGGUCGUGAUAGAGAGAUGAGAGAGCUCCGAGAGCGAGAAAUGAGAGAGCACGACAUGAGGGAGAUGCAAAGACAAAGAGAUGAAAUGAUGAUGCGUGAACGUGAACGGGAGCGUGAGCGCGACGCUCAAGAAAGGGAUCAAAUGGAGCGCAUUCACCGAGAGCAACAGCAGCAACAGCAACAGCAACAGCGUCCAGUUCAGAGCCACGCCGGCUCCAUUCCAAUCCAUCAGCCGGUCGCCUCAAAAGUCCAAAACUCGAUUCAUGGUCCCAACGGCCUACUGGCGAACGGCGGUCCGGGCGCUUCCACCGCGGGCAGCCUCUUUGGAGGGCCGGGACAGCAUGAAGCGCAGAGACCAUCACAAUACAUGCAGCAGCCAGUGCCGGCGGCACCUCCACAACCGGGUCAGUCUUUUAUGCCAGGUCCGUCUCCGAUGCCCGCUCCAGCGCAACUAGCACACGGCCAACAACCCAUCUUGAAUGAUGCUCUAAGCUACCUUGACCAAGUCAAAGUACGAUUCAGCGAUCAUCCAGAUGUGUAUAACAGGUUUCUGGACAUUAUGAAGGACUUCAAGAGUCAAGCGAUCGAUACACCAGGAGUUAUUGAACGUGUUUCAAAUCUCUUUAACGGUCAUCCCGCUCUGAUUCAAGGGUUUAACACCUUCCUCCCACCUGGAUACCGUAUAGAAUGCGGGACCGAAGAGAACCCGGACGCGAUCAGGGUCACAACUCCCAGUGGGACGAUGACCCAAUCCCUUCAGGGCAGAGGACGCGCACAAUUCGAGCCUGCCCCACAACCUGCAGGAGCUCGACAAGAUACAUUCGAAAGUAGACAUGGAUGGGGACAGCCUCUUGGUGCUUCACCAGGCGUUAGACCAGCAGAACUUCCUGCUUAUAAGCCAGGGCCGGGGGAAAGACCCAUGGAUGAAGUCUCGAAUGCAAUCACUCAACAAGAACAGCGUGGUGUCUCAACUUUGCAAAGUGCAGUCACUGCAGUAACAAACGGAGUGACAAGGCCAGCUCUUGCUGUAUCACCUGGACCAGGUCAAGGCGGCGCAUACCCUCAGCAGACCGCGGGGUUCGGUACUAAUGCAGGACUUGGUGAAUUGAAGCGCGGAGGUCCGGUUGAAUUCAAUCACGCUAUUAGCUAUGUGAAUAAGAUCAAGAACCGGUUUGCGCAACAACCAGAGAUUUACAAGCAGUUCCUCGAGAUCUUACAGACUUACCAACGAGAGUCAAAGCCGAUCCAGGACGUUUACGCACAAGUCACUCAAUUAUUCAUUUCGGCCCCAGAUCUCCUUGAGGACUUCAAACAGUUCCUGCCCGAGUCUGCCGCUCAAGGCAAGGCUCAAGCUGCCCGUGUCAUGAAUCAACAAGAAGAGACCAGCAAUGUUCGAGGCGAACCUGGAUAUGCCAGCACAGCCAUUCCCCAGGCUCAAACGCCGAGGCCUGCUUCAAAAAUGCCGCCCAUGGGUCAGUUUGAUCCACCCAGCACAAGCAAAGACAAUAAAAAACGCCGCGGAGGUCCUGGAGCCACUCUUUCCAAUCAACCGGCGACGCAGCCUGCUGUCGACAACAGUGUCAGUCAGAGCUCACGAGCUGCCCCAGUUCAAGUUGGUAACGCUAGCAAACGCCCAAAACUCACAACCCAGCGUCAGCCGCAACCUGACGUGGUUGUCACCUCACCAUCUCUCGUGCCUCAGCUCCCUGAGCCCCUGCCGCCCUUCCCUAACUCAUCUACCACUCAAGAAGAACUGGCCUUUUUUGAUCGGGCGAAGAAACAGAUCGGCAAUCGCGCCAGUUAUGCCGAAUUUCUCAAACUCAUCAAUUUGUACUCUCAAGAUCUUAUCGACAAAUACACUUUAGGCGACCGAGUGGGGGCUUUUAUCGGUGGUAAUCCCGAUCUAAUGAGUUGGUUCAAAAACUUCCUUGGUAUUGAGGACCAAGAGGAGGUGAUCGAAGCGCGUGUACGGCCUGACCCUGGUCGCGUCAAUCUCUCACACUGCCGCGCCCUUGGGCCAAGCUAUCGUCACCUACCUAAGCGUGAUCAAGACAAACCCUGCAAGGGGCGAGAUGGAAUGUGUUACGAAGUCCUCAACGAUGUCUGGGCUUCUCAUCCAACCUGGGCUUCUGAGGAUUCGGGCUUUGUCGCACACCGGAAGAAUCAAUACGAGGAAGCCUUGCAUAGAAUCGAAGAAGAGCGCCAUGACUACGACUUCCAUAUCGAAUCCUGCCAGCGGACUAUUCAACUCAUGGAGCCCAUCGUACAACAGAUUGGAGUUAUGAAUGAGGCGGAUCGAGCCGCUUUCAUCCUAGCACCGGGCUUGGGUGGCGCAAGCGAAGCCAUCCCGAAGCGCAUCAUCAUGAAAAUAUACGGCCGCGAGGCGGGCGGUACGGUCAUGCGGGAGAUGUUCGCACGCCCCACAGCCGUACUGCCGAUUGUGCUUGCAAGACUAAAACAGAAGCUUGAAGAGUGGAAGCAAGUGCAACGGGAAUGGGAAAAAGUUUGGCGCGACCAGAUCCACAAACAGUUCUGGAGAAGUCUUGACCAUCAGGGAAUCAACGCAAAGAACCUCGACAAGAAGAACUUCCAACAGAAAGCGUUGACGAGCGAAAUCCAGGCCAAAUACGAAGAAGCAAAGAAGAACCGGGACAACGGUAUUGCUGGAAAGAGGCACCAACUCCAGUAUAUUUUCAGUGACUUGGACGUCAUCACCGACGCGACCCGGUUGAUCCUGGUGUCCUUGGAUUCAGACCGGCAACAAACCUUUAAUAGCGGGGAGCAAGAGCGGAUUAGGGGAUGGCUGGUAGAUUUCCUCGUUCGAUUCUACGGUCUUGAUGGCGAGAAAUUCUUGGAGCAAACUGAUAUUGAAUCACUAAGACAUCACCACGAGCAAGACGAAGCUGCUGAUGGCCAUGAUAGCGACGCUCACCCACCAGCCAAAGGUAAAAACCAACGCAAGUCGGACUGGCUUAGGAGGAUGGCGCUUGAGAGGAGACACGGCAAGGAGGACAGCAUUGCUUCAGCCAGCAAAGAAUCGACGCCAGCACCAGGGGCCAGCAGUGAGGUGGAGAUGGACGAAGACGCACCAGUGUCCGAUGUUCCUGACGAGCCUCAACAGCCAUGGAUAAAUGUCGCUAACAGCGAUACAUCUGCCCGCCACCUUGCCAUGGACGAGACAUACCCCCACACAACGUUCAACCUCUAUGCGAACGCCAACAUUUAUUGCUUCUUCAGACUGUUUGAGAUGCUGUACAGCAGGUUGUUGGCCAUCAAACUCAACGAAGCCAACGUCCAAGAAGCCGUUGCAAGACACAAGGGUAUCAAAGGGAGAAUUAAGCCAGCCAUCGAACUCCGUAUGAUCGACAAGGGGCCGGACUACUUUUUCUACAGCAUUGAGGGAAAGCAGAAUUACUAUCAGCAGAUCUUGCAGCUGUGCCAGGAGGUCCUGGUGGGCACUGUCGAUCUUGCUCACCUAGAAGAGACGCUGAGGCGGUACUACAACAAGAGUGGCUGGCAGCUCUACACAAUCGACAGGCUCGUCUCGGCCAUCCUCCGAUUUAUUAUGAACAUUCUCGGUGGAGACGCAAAGGACAAGAGCGUUGAAAUUACCAACCUCUUCCUCCGAGAUCGAGAGCGCCCAGAUACGACUCGCAAGCAGGAAAUUCAGUAUCGAAAGCAGGUUGAACGAUUGUCCAAAGACGCUGAGGUGUAUCGCAUCAGCUACACGCCUGAAGAUCGGCUUUGCACCAUACGCUUAUUCCCAUCGGAAGACGCUACUUUUGAUAGCGACUCUCUCUCAGAUGAAGCCCGAUGGCAAUACUACAUCGCGUCCUACACCAUGACAGACGCAACGGAAGGUGUAGAUCAAUCAAGGAUGCACACUCCGUACCUGCGACGCAACAUUGCUCCUCAGAACGCAAACAUCGAAGCCGCAUACCAAGAAGUGUAUGGCACCCUUGACCACGUCGAUGAGCAGACAGCCUUUAUCAGCCCUGAUUCCUACAAGAUUUUGUUGCAGGGUGAUUUCUUCUUCCUUCGCCGCAGCGAGCUGGAGAAACCGCUGGGGAAGGCAUAUGAAAAAGGCAAAAUCGAGGAGAGCGAGAGAUUCAGGGAAAGGUUUGUGCGCAAUACUGCGUGGAUGAGGGAUCAGAGAGCCGAGGAUGUCGAGCGUAAGAAGGCUGCAUGGGAGAGAGGUGUCAAGGAUGGAUUCAGCGGCUACGAUCUUUGA